CGGUCCCGGAAGCAGAAAGCCGAUAUGCACUCAAUGCCUCCAAUCUCAUCGGCAGUGUGACUGGCCUGAGCAGCUCAAACGGUUUGUUUCGGUCCUUGAGUAGAUGUACAAGUCUCACCAAGCCAGAGGACCCGCAAAGGGCUAUAUUGAAGCGCUCGAACAUCGCCUGCAUGAGACGGAACAGACACUGUUGAGAUUGCUGGCUCAUAUGAACGACGAGCAGUUAUCGACUGCUCUUGAACGGGGCCAGUCACCCUUUCUGCGUUCCGGGAAGAACGAUGCACAAUAUUGGAGACGAUACCCAUUGCGCACGGCUCGUGAUCUUCGAAAGUGGCAGCAAGAUUGUUCGGCAGAAACAAGAGUGGCUGGCCUUGCUGUGACCUCGCCGUCGAGACGCACCGAUGCUCCUGCGCGAUCGGAAGUCGACGCUGACGAAAAUGGUCCAGCGUCGGAGAGACAGCAAACAGAGCUACAACCCGUACCUCCUUAUGAGCAAGCUACAAGCGCAUGCGAACUGGGACUGGAAUCCACUCAAGCGGUCCACGGUAAGGACAUGAACCAGCGUGUCGCAUGGGGGAACGGCUACGAUUCAUCCAAUGAGUCGAGAAAGCCUUCAACAGCAAUGGGAUACAUGUAUAUACCGUCGUCGUUGGAGUCUACCCGCGUAGAAGAUACGCAGUCCUUGCACGCCGGUACUCCCCCCGGACCAAGCCUUUGGAGUGAAGCGCCCUCGAUAGCUUUCCAGCGACAAUUCCUCUGGUAGAUUUCAGUUGAGAACGUGUUACGUGUGCCAUCAGAGAUGCUACAGGAGUGCCGAGUGACACACACUCUACACUAGGGUAAUCCUACGUCAAGUCCACCU
Aspergillus novofumigatus IBT 16806 is the source of this 862-nucleotide messenger RNA. RefSeq lists its product as uncharacterized. The record is from RefSeq and is a predicted model, not a curated record. The transcript has 2 exons. The coding region runs from base 104 to 763 and encodes 219 amino acids. NCBI's taxonomy places the organism in Eukaryota, Fungi, Ascomycota, Eurotiomycetes, Eurotiales, Aspergillaceae.